Molecule: messenger RNA, 1645 nt
Organism: Magallana angulata
Lineage: Eukaryota; Metazoa; Mollusca; Bivalvia; Ostreida; Ostreidae
Exons: 5
Coding region: 90-1139 (349 amino acids)
Source: RefSeq, a predicted model, not a curated record
ACCAACUAAAACCUACUUUGCUUCACAAUUUGAUUAAUCCGAAUACCAGUUUGCAUUCAUUUGAUACUCCAACCAAUGUGUCGAUAGUAAUGAUUUCCAAGAUGAUCCUUCCCAUUGUUUUAGCAUCGAUGGUGGGAUCUACUGAUGCAGGGAUAUCAGCUCAGAAUGGGGAGGAUAAACACAUGGCUACAGCUUGUGUGGGGCGCUGUGAUUUUGGCUACAGAAUGGACUGUCCGCGAGGAAAGAGAGUGGCUCCCCGGGAUCUAACCUACCAUGCAAAAGAGAUCUCGGCACAGUGUCCAGCAAUCAAACAGAACCCAGAUGUAGUGUGUCAGAGUAGCAAGUGUUGUCGCUACAACGCAGGCGAUUGUAGUCAACCGUUCUCCUAUAACAAGGCUUUCGAUGUGUUUAACAAUUGCUCGGGGUACCAGAACUGUGGGUGGUUCAGGGCACAGUCAGUAAACCUUGGAAACCGCUGCAGUCACCGCGACAAGACCAACUAUGUGUCAGCUACCUACACCUGUAUCCAAGAGGAAACCAUGUUAGAUAUAUGUUCAGAGGCUUCUAAGCAGGGCAAUUCGGUGUCCCUUUUAUACAACGGCGCUCGCUACGGUGGUGCCAUAGACGAUCCCCGCGUCUGUUCCUGUGCCAUCACCACAUCAGACUGUGACUCUCCAGCCAGACUCAAGUUUCGUGCAGUUGAUCUGAGACUCCAUUCUUAUAAUGACAUCACUUCCUGUAAGCCCCACAGUCGUGUAUUGCUCCAAGACACAGCGACGUCACAGUCGUUGAGGUGCCAGUCCCAUUAUUUCCAUAAGGGUUUCCGAGAUGUGUUCUACAGCUCCUCGCCUUAUGCCAAAAUGUCAUUGUACAACCAGCCUGGAGUGUACCCCACUCAGGUGUGGCUGGAAGUAACAGCCACGAUAUCAACUGUAGAUGUGAUUGUGACUUGUGAAAGCUCCCAGCCUGAAAAUGUUUUGUUGUGUGGAAACGAUUUGCCCUCAUACCCCCAAGAUUAUGAAAAUAAAAUUUCUACCAUAUCAUCAGGAAACAGAUUUGAACCAGCUGCGAAUGAAAGUAAGAACCAUUCAUACAAUGAUAAUAAAGGUAAGUUUCUAAUCGACGUUUCGACACUCUAAGUGUUACAUAGCUGCAAAUCUGUAGCUCCCUGUCUGAUAAAAAUGGAUGGAAAACCUGGGAGCUACAGUUCCGUACAUGUAAAAAAAAAGUUGAAUUUUCGGCGGACAAAAUUUUAAGCUACUUUUAGACUGAUUACCCUUAUUUCCACACAAAUUCAUUUGAAACAAUUACUGUACCAUUAACUUCUUCACACAUGUACUGAACUGUAGCUCCCAGAUCGUCAAUCUGAUUUUUUUAAUAGUUAGAUAGAUACUCGCUAAAAGUAGCAGAGUCAAACGCUAGCAAAUUAAAACUUGAUCUUCAUAGACAUUGUGGGUUAUGAUGAUUGUUAACGAGGCUGGGGGUGGCUGCCAUUUUAAAGCGUUUUUAUCUCUAUACAAAAAAGAUUUUCACUUUAAUGUUAUAUAACUCUUAUAUCGUACUGCAAUUGUCUUUUGAAAGAAAUGGAUAUGAUGGUAUUGAAGCAUUAUUUAAAGAGUCAAUUGAUGGUAAACCAAGGGUUACA